CUCAGACAACUUUCGCAUUCCGACAGGUGCGCGCCACUGCACGCGAGCCUUUUACUCAACUAGCUAGUAGGGUUAAUAGCUAGACUAGCUAGAAGUGUAAUUUGAAUUCGUUAAACUAUGCAAUUAUUAUUGCUGUUUGGAUCUUUCGCAAAAUGCCGAUCACAACCAAGGACUUUUUGAAGGAUUCUCUCAUCCUUCACCAAUGUAUUCUUUUAAUUAAAAGCUCUUCUAUUCUAUUUUGAUUGAUACUAUUGGCAUGAGAUGAUGACAUGCAGUCUCCCUUUGAUUGUCUUCCGUGCUGUCUGAAGCCCGACGACGACGACGACAACAACGACAGCAGUGAAGAGAUCAUGGCCGCAGAUGCCAAUGGCCUCCCACAACAAGAAAAAGAAAAAGGACAAGAAACAGCAAAUGGUGAAAAGUUGACUGAUACUGAUGGCACCAAGAACAACACGACACCGACAACGAAGGAGAAUAACACGAAGAAAGAAUCUGCAUCGACAACGACGACAAAUGUUUCCGUUGGCAGACGAAGUUUGUCUCUGUACAUGAUCCGUCAUGCCGAGUCUCGCAACAAUCAAAUCUACCGAGAAGCUCGACAGCAGUUUGGAUACGGCACGUCCGACUUUGAUGCCGAAGGUUGCAGAGAGUAUUUAGAAACUCAUCGCAGCCCCGAUCCUGGACUCUCCGAUGCCGGAAAGCAACAAGUCGAACGGUUGUCCAGCUAUUGGACGUCACAUCUGGCCAAUCAGGCAUCGCAUCCUGUGCGCAUCAUUACGAGUCCCAUGAAACGAACCUUGCUCACCAUACGGCCCACUCUCCAACAACUACAACAGCAACAACAACAACAAUCUGACAAGAACCAAAAAAUGUGUCGAGUCAAGGUAGUUGCCUUCUAUCAUGAAACGGGAGGGUGCUUUGAAAAGGGGAAAGCUGUGGAAGGCAUGAAUCCAAAAGAUAUCUCAAAUUUUCUCGAGGAAUCGGUUGCCGACCCCAAGGAAGACAUUGACUUUGUGGGGUUUCCUUCUAAUUCAAACAGGGGUUGGUAUUACCAAGGCAAAGUGCCCGAAACACGAGCGGAUUCCGAGGCCAGAGCGGACAAAUUCUUUCUCUGGUUGACCGAGUAUCUAGAUGCAGAGUUGACGACCGGUACGAACAACAACAACAAUGAGGAACAGGAGGAAGACGACCUCUUUGAUGCUGGAGUGGCAGUGCCCGGGGAAGAAAACGAAUGUGAACACGACAAACACAGUCCUCGCCAGCGGAAACGGCGAAAGGCCAUUCUCGUGGGGCAUGCCGACUUUAUGAAUCUCAUUCUCACACGAAUCGUGGCGGGGUUUGGCCAUGCUGUGGAGAAGGAAGGGGUUCCUCACAGAUCGGCAUUUGUGCAUUUCAAUACGGGCAUUACCGAGUUGGAGUACUUUGGGAAAGGGCGAUUUCUGGUCAUGGGUUCAAAUCAGACUCCGCAUUUUCCAGUCGACGAAAAUGCGUCGCUACGAACUGGAGGUAGCAUCAAAGAUGGGUGGGGCUACGUCGUACCAAAUGACGACUUCAUGCUACACACGGAGGUUUCCAUCUUGGAUGAUGAUGAUGACAAAGAAUCAAAAGUAUGGGAUGAUCACAUCCGCGCGCAAGUAGACGCUCUCCAAUCGCUGUAUCUUGCCACGGCCAAGCUUCUUCGUGACCAUGACACGACAACAACAACAACAACAAAGGAGGGUGGGAAGAACGGAAAACAAGGCAAUGUGCAUUUUCUGGUCCGACGAAGCAUGCAAGUUGUGGGAGUUGCCACGUAUUCCAAGUCCACGGGCUAUUUGUUUGAUGUGGCCUUUCGACCGUCUGCCCAAAAGGAAGCUUCCAAGGCGCUGAUCAAGUCCGUCAAGAACCACUGCCGUAAAUUCAAUCACCCAGCAAUCCUCGUCCGCCCCAGUACAUGUGCCAAGUCCUCCACGUUGUGUCUGGCAAUGUUUCGGGAGUUGGGAUUUCACAAGAAGAAAGCAGUGAAAGGAAAAACCAAAAACAACAAGAGUCGCACUGACACGGAUGAUGUUGUUUUGGAACUCAAGUUUCCUGCCACUUGCGAGUACGUAUAACUAGAAUUAGUUGCUACCGUACUUUUCCAGCAAACAUCUAAACAUCCACCCCCCACAUUGAUCAAGCUCGUAUACUGUAGCUAGCUAGCUAGUACAGGUAUCAACACCACGCUUAAAGGCA
This is a messenger RNA of Seminavis robusta, 2214 nucleotides long. NCBI's taxonomy places the organism in Eukaryota, Bacillariophyta, Bacillariophyceae, Naviculales, Naviculaceae. The record is from the annotation of a GenBank genome assembly.